AUGAGCGCCUCGUCGCCCCUACCGAGCCGUCUCUGUUCCAUCAGUCAGCUGCCGACUUUACGUUCAAGCGAUAAAGUCCGCUUUCUCGGAUGCGUAAAUCACUACGAUGAAGCCACUGCUACAUUGUCUCUCUUCCACAACUUCCCGACUCCCCAAGAUCGCCAAAUCGCUCAAGUCGAUAUCAGCCAACUGCUCGACACUAUUGACCGUCAACUCCUUCAGAUCGGUGCCUGGAUCAAUGUUGUCGGCUACGUCACUCCAUCAACAUCUACGAACCGUAUCCAAGUCCAAGCCGUCAUCAUCUGGUCUGCAGGCGCAAUCAACCUGCAGCAGUAUGAGACCGCUCUUGUCUCUAGACAGACGACAUGA
Molecule: messenger RNA, 369 nt
Organism: Aureobasidium subglaciale EXF-2481
Lineage: Eukaryota; Fungi; Ascomycota; Dothideomycetes; Dothideales; Saccotheciaceae
Exons: 2
Coding region: 1-369 (122 amino acids)
Biological process (GO): telomere capping
Cellular component (GO): CST complex
Molecular function (GO): single-stranded telomeric DNA binding
Source: RefSeq, a predicted model, not a curated record